Molecule: messenger RNA, 2753 nt
Organism: Vitrella brassicaformis
Lineage: Eukaryota; Vitrellaceae
Source: the annotation of a GenBank genome assembly
AGAAAAGUGCCUUCUCCGCUCCCAUGCGCGUCCGCUGGUGCUGCUGAAUGACAUCUGCCUGGCGGGAAAGCUAAGAUCUUAAAAGAUCUGAAUGUUUAUUCAUAGAGGAGCCGCUGCGUGCGCCGCGCUGCUUCUCGCCCUCUCCCUGCCCUUCCCACCAUGUCAAGCGACCCGCCCACUGCGCCGCCAGACGUCAUGCCUCGGCUUCGCCCCCUGCGUCACACCGUCUUCGCCCAGGCGCCACCUGUCAGCAUCAGUACGGCCGAGGAGGCCUCUGUUAUCGAUGUCGGCCACUGCCGUCAUAGAUGCGCCGCCAGAAGAGGCAGAGCAGAGGGCGGCGCCACCCAUCCCAGCGCGCGACAAGCCCACAGGUCUUCCCCUUUCUCUGGUGGUUGGCAAUGAGCCGAUCAAGAUAGCCCUCCUGCUGGCGGCGGUCAACCCCCUGAUGGGCGGCGUGGCUAUCGGCGGCCGCCGGGGGACGGGCAAGAGCGUCAUGGCCAGGGGGCUGCAUCGGAUCCUGCCUCCGUUGGAGGUGGUCAAGGGCAGCUCCUUCAACAUCGACCCCAACAAGCCCGAGGAGGUGGAUGAUUUCCUCAAGGAGCAGCUGGCGGCGGAGAACAAGACGCUGGACCAGCUGGACAAGGACAUCAUCCCGACGCCCUUCGUGCAGGUGCCGCUUAACGUCAUGGAGGACCGCCUGGUGGGCUCGGUCGACGUCGAGGAGUCGGUCAAGCAGGGCAAGCCCGUCUUCGCGCCAGGCCUGCUUGCACGCGCACAUCGGGGGGUGCUCUACGUCGACGACCUCAACCUGCUCGAUCCCGAGCUGGCCAACAUCCUCCUGUCGGUCAUCUCGGACGGCUGGGUGCAGGUGGAGCGAGAGGGCAUUUCUGUGCGGUACCCGUGUCGCCCUCUGAUCGUCGCGACAUUCAACCCGGAAGAGUCGGAGAUGCGCGAGCACCUGCUGGACCGGCUGGCUGUGAGUCUGUCGGUGGACGCCACGCCGCUGACCGACUUGGAGAGGGUGCAGGCCGUCGAGGGGGUGCUCAAGUUCGGCAACUCCAAGCACAAUGAGCAGAUGCUCAGGGAGGCCGAGGAGGAAGAGGACGAGCUCAGGACCAGAAUCAUAUUCAGGUGGGUGCAUUCAUGACAAUGACACACACAUGCUGACUGACUGACCAGUCAGUCCAUCGGAUGGAUCACUCGUGUGUCUUUGUGUCCUGUCUGUCAGUCGCGAGUACCUAAAGCGCGUCAAGUGCACUCACGACCAGAUCAAGUACCUCUGCGAGGAGGCCGUCCGUGCCGGCGUGCAGGGCCAGCGCGCUGAGAUCUUCGCCUGUGAGGUCGCCCGCGCAUCGGCGGCCCUCGACAACCGCGACAGCGUCACAUCCGAUGACCUCAAGCUCGCCGUCAAGCUGGUCAUCGCCCCUCGUGGCGUGUUCCUGCAGCAGCCGGAGAACAUGAUGCAGCCGCCGCCCCCUCCGCCCCCGCCCCCCCAGCAGGACACGUCUGAUGAGGACACCGAGGAGGACAAGAAGGAGGACGAGAAGGACGAGGAUGAGAAGGAGGAGGACCAGAUGCCCGAGAUCCCGCAGGAGUUCAUGUUUGACGCAGAGGGGACGCCCAUUGACGAGGAGCUCAUCAACUUCGUCACCAAGCAGCAGAAGGGCAAGAGCGGCGGCAGGGGGCUCAUCUUCAGCCAGGACAGGGGCAGGUACAUCAAACCCAUGUUCCCAAAGGGCAAGGUCAGGCGGCUCGCUGUCGACGCGACCAUGCGGGCGGCCGCCCCCUACCAGCGGCCGAGGCGGCAGCGGGCUCUGAAGGACGACAAGAAGCGCUUCACCAGCAGCGGCAGGGAGAGGAAGGUCUUCAUCGAGGAGGCUGACGUGAGGGUCAAGCGCAUGGCCAGGAAGGCCGGCGCGCUCAUCGUCUUUGUCGUCGACGCGAGCGGCUCCAUGGCCCUCAACCGCAUGAACGCAGCCAAGGGCGCGGCCAUCUCUCUAUUGUCCAAGGCGUAUGAGAGCCGCGACAAGAUCUCCCUCAUCACGUUCCAGGGCACCGACGCAGAGGUGCUGCUGCCGCCGACCCGGUCGAUCGCCAUGGCCAAGCGGCGGCUGGAGACGAUGCCGUGUGGUGGCGGCUCCCCGCUGGCGCACGCCAUCAACGUGGCCGUCAAGACGGGCAUCAACGCGCAGAAGAGUGGCGACGUGGGCAAGGUGGUGAUAGUGUGCAUCAGCGACGGGCGGGCCAACGUGGGUCUCAACGAGAGUGUGGAGAAGGGGAGGGUCACUGAGAGCGAGAAGCUGGACAAGGAGGCUAUGAAGGCCGAGGUGCUCGACACAGCCAGGGCGCUGCAGGGGCUGCCCAACUUCCACCUGGUGAUGCUCGACAUGGAGAACAAGUUUGUGUCGACGGGGCUGGCCAAGGAGGUGGCCGAGGCGGCGGGGGGGAGGUACUACCAGGUGCCCAAGGCAACGGAGCGCUCUGUUACCGAUGUCGCCGUCGGCGCACUGGCUAUGGCCAGGUGAUCGAUGGCUGGCCGAAUGGAUGAGGGCAUGCUUGGGUGAGGGGCAACCAUCUGGCAAUGCAGAAGGUGUGGGACGGUGCUAUAAUUGCGUUGCGUGUGUGCAUGGUCAUGUGUAUGUAUGUAUUUUUGAUGGAUGAUACAUGCAUGAUCGAUUGUGCCUGCCGACGUGUCGAAGAUUGUUGUGUGGCUGUCUAUUGAUAAGGAUUCCAUGAAUGAGGGUUGGUCGAUA